UCUUGUGACAAGUGGUAAUGCACCAGAGAGAAGAUCUCUUCAUUACAACAAUAAAGCAAGAAUGGCGGGCAUCAAUGGCAACGUGAAGAAUCGUCGCUUCGAAGAAGAAGGUACUGGACUCGGCGUGCGACACUUGCAGAUCUUUCUCCUCUUCUCUGGCCUCACAGUAGGGUUUGCCAUGCGUGUGAAUCUCUCCGUGGCUGUGGUGGCCAUGAGUCAGGCAGCCGAAAUCAAUCCCAACUUUCCAGAAUAUCCCUUAACGGAACAGAUGAGGGCCGUGGUGAUGAGUAGUUUCUUCUGGGGUUACUUAGCCACUCAGAUACCAGCUGGCAUUUUGUCUCGUCGCUUUGGUGGUAAAGUCACACUUUUGACCGGAGUGUCCGUCUGCUCCGUGCUCACUUUGCUGACUCCGUUUGCCGCCAGCUUGGGUGGCUGGAAUUACAUUAUUGGUCUGCGCUUGGUCGAGGGCUUGGGUCAAGGCGUCUUCUUUCCUUCAGCACACACGAUCAUCUCUGCUUGGAUUCCGCCGAAGGAACGUGGCGCGUUGGCCACCUAUGCGUAUACUGGUGGACCAUUUGGCACAAUCAUUAUGCUGGCCACAAGUGGUUGGAUUGCUUCAUCACCUCUUGGCUGGCCAAGCAUUUUCUAUUUGUCCGGGGCCAGUGGCGUUCUAUGGGUGAUUGCCUAUUAUAUAUGGGGUGCUAGCUCGCCGCAGGAAUCGAAAAGUAUCUCAGAGGAGGAGAUCAAAUUGAUUGAGAUGGCACAGUCCAACGCAACUGGCAAGAGUCAGCAACCUCACAAUCGUCAUGCCACUCCUUGGCUGAGCUUCCUGACCUCAGGACCUUUCUUGGCUCUCAUUGCGACGCAUGCUGUUUCAGCCUGGGGCUAUUGGACAUUGUUGACCCAGAUCCCCACCUAUAUGAAUUAUGUACUGGGCAAGGAUAUCAAGUCAAAUGCGCUGCUCUCCUCGCUGCCUUACAUCGCCAAUCUGGUGCUGAGCUUUGUCUUUGUUUGGAUCUCCAAAGCCAUGCAGAAGACCUCGUUAUCGCUGGCCUUCAAUCGCAAAUUCUUCAACACAAUUGGCACAUACAUUCCCAUGGUGCUUCUAGUCGCCCUGGGCUAUGUGCCCAAGGAGAAUGACACCUUGGUCGUGGUGCUGCUGACACUGACCGUGGGCGUCAAUGCAGCCAUCCAUUUGGGCUUCCAGGUGAACCACAUUGAUCUAUCGCCCAACUUUGCCGGCACCUUGAUGGGCGUAAGCAAUGGACUUGCUAGCAUCAUGAGUUUCUGUGCUCCACUCCUGGUGGGCAAAAUUGUCCCAGAUAAGCAAAGUGUAGAACAGUGGCGUUGGGUAUUCUUCAUUGCUGCCUUCUUUUACUUCGUGGGUAACGGUCUCUUUGUCCUCUUUGGUUCGGCUACUGUCCAGCCAUGGAACGAACCACCAUCUAAGUCCCGUCGCAGCUCAAUUUAUUCCGAACUGGAAUCUCAAAAGCCCGUGAACUCGGAAAAAUAAGCAAGUGAAGCAGCUCAACCGAGCUGCUAAUGAUAUGGAACUGGUGUCGUUGUGCAUUCCAACAGUUUAGUUAUGGAGCAUACUUUUAGGAGAGCUAUCCAUAUAUACAUACAUAUAUAACUAGUACUUGUACUGCACAACAAUGUUUAUCCUUAAGUUUAGUCUCUACUGCAAUAGCAAUAUUAAAACAUGAUUAAGAAUGUAAA
Messenger RNA from Drosophila albomicans, 1719 nucleotides. Its product is annotated as putative inorganic phosphate cotransporter. The coding region runs from base 62 to 1513 and encodes 483 amino acids. Gene Ontology annotation, cellular component: plasma membrane. The record is from RefSeq and is a predicted model, not a curated record. Gene Ontology annotation, biological process: monoatomic anion transport; transmembrane transport. Lineage: Eukaryota; Metazoa; Arthropoda; Insecta; Diptera; Drosophilidae. The transcript is spliced from 4 exons. Gene Ontology annotation, molecular function: transmembrane transporter activity.